Messenger RNA from Plasmodium fragile, 2925 nucleotides. RefSeq lists its product as uncharacterized. The coding region runs from base 1 to 2925 and encodes 974 amino acids. The record is from RefSeq and is a predicted model, not a curated record. Lineage: Eukaryota; Apicomplexa; Aconoidasida; Haemosporida; Plasmodiidae. The transcript has 6 exons.
AUGAAACUCGAGUUUCUUUGCGUCCUCUUCAAAAUAAUUGCCCUCGAAAACAUGUUCCACAUGGCUCAAGACAUGGUAACUGUAUGUACCAAGUGCAGCGAAAGGGGGAAUACUUUAUCCAACCGAAGCGACCUCUUGGUGCAGACAACUAGGUACGAUAAUUUGCAUUAUUGGGGAUCCUCAAGCGUUCUGUUCGGAAAAAAAAAUGACCAGUCGCUUUUACAAUUGCGCAUACGAAAUCGAAUACUAAGAAAUGAUGAGGACGAAGAGGAAAGUGGGGGAGAUGAUGGGGACGAUGAGAAGGGGGAGGAGGAAAGCGGACAGGAAAACGACAACGAAGAUGAUGAUUCGUCCACGGAUUCAAAUUCUUCCGGAUCGAACGACGCCCAGAAUGGUUAUUCUCAAAACAACAAGGGAACCAAUAAAAAAAAAAAAAAUUCAAACCAUCAUUAUUUACGAGACCUAAAUGUGCACAACCGCAAUGGUAAUAACAACGGAUCGGACCAAAACCCAGAAGACAGUGGUAAAGGGCACAAGCAUCACAGAGCGAAGAAGCAUAAGCAUGAUAAACAAAAUGCGCAAGGUGGAAUGUCUAACGGUGCCAGCAGCGCCAAUGUGAACAACAACGUGAAUCCGAAUACCAACAUUAAUGCGAAUAACAACGUGAAUGCGAAUAACAACGUGAAUGCGAAUAACAACGUGAAUGCGAAUACCAACGUGAAUGCGAAUACCAACGUGAAUCCGAAUACCAACGUGAAUCCGAAUACCAACGUGAAUGGGGGAACUAACAUGAACGUGAAUAAUGUGGGCGGAAAUAACGUGAAUGGGGGGAAUAACGUAAAUGGGGGAAACAACACGAACGUGAAUGAUAUGGGAGGAAAUAACGUAAAUGGGGAAAACAACAUGAACGGGAAUAAUAUGGGAGCCAAUAACAUGAACGGGGUUAACAACCCUAAUGGAAACAUCCCCAAUGGCAGCAGCAACUUGAGUACAACGGCGGCUGCCGCACUUGCAGCCGCCUCCGCCCCCGUAGCUGCGGAUGAUGGGGACGAUGAGAAGGGGGAGGAGGAAAGCGGACAGGAAAACGACAACGAAGAUGAUGAUUCGUCCACGGAUUCAAAUUCUUCCGGAUCGAACGACGCCCAGAAUGGUUAUUCUCAAAACAACAAGGGAACCAAAAAAAAAAAAAAUUCAAACCAUCAUUAUUUACGAGACCUAAAUGUGCACAACCGCAAUGGUAAUAACAACGGAUCGGACCAAAACCCAGAAGACAGUGGUAAAGGGCACAAGCAUCACAGAGCGAAGAAGCAUAAGCAUGAUAAACAAAAUGCGCAAGGUGGAAUGUCUAACGGUGCCAGCAGCGCCAAUGUGAACAACAACGUGAAUCCGAAUACCAACAUUAAUGCGAAUAACAACGUGAAUGCGAAUAACAACGUGAAUGCGAAUAACAACGUGAAUGCGAAUACCAACGUGAAUGCGAAUACCAACGUGAAUCCGAAUACCAACGUGAAUCCGAAUACCAACGUGAAUGGGGGAACUAACAUGAACGUGAAUAAUGUGGGCGGAAAUAACGUGAAUGGGGGGAAUAACGUAAAUGGGGGAAACAACACGAACGUGAAUGAUAUGGGAGGAAAUAACGUAAAUGGGGAAAACAACAUGAACGGGAAUAAUAUGGGAGCCAAUAACAUGAACGGGGUUAACAACCCUAAUGGAAACAUCCCCAAUGGCAGCAGCAACUUGAGUACAACGGCGGCUGCCGCACUUGCAGCCGCCUCCGCCCCCGUAGCUGCGGGUAAUGGCAAUGGGAAUGCUAAUAGCACAAAUGCACCCAAUACAAACACAAACGAGUAUAACGGAGUCGCAUCGGAAAUGGCCACGUCUAUCCCCCCCGAAGAUGUAAACGCUGUACAGGCCUUUUCAAAACUAAUGGAAAAUAACGAUAAAUCUAACACCAACGAAAUUAUAUGCAGUUCGAUCAACUGUGUUCCCCCAACGAACGACGCCAACGGGAAGGUACCACUGACCGACUGCACAAAUGUAACGUAUUGUGGCGGAUGUCCCAUUUUGCAAACGUCAAGAGACCAGUGUAACAGCAUGAAAAGUUUCAACCCAGAAAAUAUUCUUGUAUCAUCGGGUUUCGUCGACUCUGCAAAUCUGACUAGCCAAAAUAGCCCUGUAGGUAUGCAGUUUUUGUGGGACAAGGCAUUGUUCGACUUCUCCAAGUGUGUCCCUGAUGUGAAUAAAUUCGUGCAAGCAUCCAAGGGAUUGCCCAAUGCAGAUAAAAUUGAGGCGCACAAGCACCUAUUCAGGCUGGCCAACUUGUAUAUAUACGGAACGAAGAUCGCAGAGGAUAACAACCCGAACGGGUUGAACGUAUCCGUUAGGAUAAACAACGUCAACUCUGAUUUUUUAAAACCAAAUGAGCAAUUGCCGAAUGGGAACAAUUCCCUUCCCACGUGCCCUUUGAAUGUAGCUAAUUUCAAAACACUUGGCAUUCACCAGACGCAGUCCUUCGCCUUUUACCAGCGCCUAUUUGUCCCAGAAAGCAAUAACCUGCUGGAUAGCCGAAACUUGAGUGUCGAUAUAACCAACGAACAAGGGAAUCACGUGGGGAACUACUUUUUUUAUGCCAAAAUUGAAUGCCCCCGGAUGGACCCAACUAUAGAAAACUGGCUAAAGCUUCAUGAGGCGCAACAAACAAAUGUGUUACUGAACCUGCACAACAACAAUAAAGUAACGGACAAUCCCCCACACGGCGCACAAAACGGCAACGGCACACAGGCGAACACCCCUGGGAAUGUGCAACUUACCAAGAGUGGUAAUUCGCAAGGCGAUUCUAAGCAGAGGGGAGGUUCGCAUAAGAGCGCCCCGAGCCUGCUUCUCCUUUUGCUACCAAUAAUUAUGUACUUAGUUCUGGUGCAUUAG